Molecule: messenger RNA, 753 nt
Organism: Fragaria vesca subsp. vesca
Lineage: Eukaryota; Viridiplantae; Streptophyta; Magnoliopsida; Rosales; Rosaceae
Exons: 2
Coding region: 1-753 (250 amino acids)
Source: RefSeq, a predicted model, not a curated record
AUGGCCAAGAAAUUGGCGAGGGAAGAAAGAAGAAGAAGAAUUGCAGAAAGAGGAUUGGAUCGCAUGGCCCUCAUAACGGGUCAGAUCCGAUCGCUUCCUCCCUCACCACCCCCAUCACAACCAACACCUCUAAUCAAUGUUGAUACCUGGUUCAAGGAUGAUAGCCUUAAAGGUUCGACAUUACAGACACAAGAAGUUAGCAAUGAACUUUCUGCGCAAAACAACAUUGAAACUAAGCAAUACGAAGGUGUGGAUGGAAGCAUCAAAACUCAAACACCAGCAGACACAACACCAGUUAAGAAGUCACAAACCAAUAAGGAUCAACUGCUGAACCGGAGACGGCAGACCAACUUUUUCACUUCAAAAAGAUUAAACUUGUGCAUAGUAGAAUCAGAGAACAUGAGAAUCAUGUGUUCUCUCAUAAUAGCGUUGUUGGUAGUCUUGUCUUACGUUGAUUACACAUUGUUUGGAAUGAACAUAGUGAACUCGGAGAGUGUCGUUGCCUCGAGGCCUCUAUACAUUAUUUUGCUGACUGAUGUAACAAUUGUGAUGGCGCGAUUAGUGUACUUCAGGGAGGCAGACGAAGAAGAAAGAGAGGUUAGUAGUAGUCAAGAUAAUGAGGGACAAAGUUGGGCUGAAGCAGUUAAGCUUUUAGAGAGGGGUUUGGCAGUCUAUCAAGCCAUUCGUGGGAUUUUCAUAGAUUUCAGCGUUUAUGUUGUGGUUGUCAUUUGUGGCCUCUUUUUUAUAACCUAA